Tarenaya hassleriana is the source of this 673-nucleotide messenger RNA. Its product is annotated as thioredoxin-like protein YLS8. Lineage: Eukaryota; Viridiplantae; Streptophyta; Magnoliopsida; Brassicales; Cleomaceae. Gene Ontology annotation, cellular component: U4/U6 x U5 tri-snRNP complex; spliceosomal complex; U5 snRNP. The record is from RefSeq and is a predicted model, not a curated record. Gene Ontology annotation, biological process: mRNA splicing, via spliceosome. The transcript is spliced from 2 exons. Bases 64 to 492 code for a protein of 142 amino acids.
GGGCUAAAUUGGUUUAGAUCGGAUUUCAUUUCACUCGCGGGCGGAGAGAGAGAGAGGUGAAAGAUGUCGUAUCUGCUACCGCACUUGCACUCGGGAUGGGCGGUGGACCAGGCGAUCCUCGCGGAGGAAGCGCGUCUCGUCGUCAUACGCUUCGGCCACGACUGGGACGAGACCUGCAUGCAGAUGGAUGAAGUGCUAGCAUCUGUUGCCGAGACCCUAAAGAAUUUCGCUGUUAUAUAUCUGGUGGACAUUACGGAGGUGCCAGAUUUCAACACGAUGUACGAGCUGUAUGAUCCCUCGACGAUCAUGUUCUUCUUCAGGAACAAGCACAUCAUGAUUGAUCUUGGAACUGGAAACAACAAUAAGAUCAACUGGGCUCUCAAGGACAAGCAAGAGUUCAUCGAUAUUGUCGAGACUGUCUACCGUGGUGCGAGGAAGGGGCGUGGUCUGGUGAUUGCUCCCAAGGACUACUCCACCAAAUACCGCUACUAAUUGGCUUUUUCGAGCAUGUUCUGUAGCUCGUCGAUGCCAUGUAUAACAUUGCUCACGCAUGCUGUGGCCUAUGAUUGUUGCCUUUAAUUCCAGUUUGCUUUGUGUGAUGCUUGAAAGAUAAUCGAAUGAAACUCAAAAGCCAAUAUGGAAUUUAUGUACAUUGUUACAUCUUCAUCUCUUA